AGCUAUCCGCGGACUCGACGUACCCCACCGCGGGGUGGUGCUCUGACUGCGGCAACCGUUGAAGGGCUGCCCCGGAGGAGGCAGCUAGACGCCACUGGUACAUUAUAUACUAAGAGGAAUGACUGCACCAUUUUCUUGAGCUAUGGCAGUCAAAUCUGGUAUCAGUAACUUCUCUGCAGAACACCCAAACCUGGCAAGGAUGAUUCAGAUUUUGGCAGAUUAUGGCUUCAUCCCCAUCCAACAUUGAAGUUACCAGCAGAGACCUGCACCACAAGAUAUGGUGAUGGAAGUUCUUCAAAGGAGAAAAGAAUAUUAACAGAAAACUUGGAUCUUCAGGAGCAACUGAAGAGCAUUAGAAAUGCAACUUUCAUUGUUAGAGAGAGGAGAGAGAGAGAAGCCUUGUUGGUUGACGUCACUUGGUUCAUGAAGCCUUCGCCUAGAAGUGAAGCUGCUGAACAAACCUUGAGAAGAAUCAUCUCCUGCUUCAAUCGGCUGCUGGAUAGGAACUAAUCAGAGAGAGAGAGAGGCGGAAGACGGAGACGGAGAAGGAGGGAGUCCAGGGCUUUCCCGAUCACAAAUCUCACCUCCCCUCCAACUCUGUACUUUUCUUGCAAAAAUAGUAAUAGGAAUAAGGAGGUGUUGGGCUUUCCAAAAACAAAAAUCGUAACCUUCAUCUGGGGAAGGCAAAAAUCCCAUCCACUGCAACUCUCAGUUCGAAAGUAAAGUUCUUCAGCAACCAAAUAUCCAACCAGCAUGUGAUUGCCAUCUGUCAUUUCCACCUGAAUUACUCUUUCUCAACAGUGAUGUCGCAAGACUGACCACAUUGAUCACAAUAUGGAGUCUGGAGAACGGUUACCAUCCUCAACAGCCUCCUCUACUGUACCAACUUCCUCUUCUAUGCCUUCUGUGGCUUCAUCUGUGUCAAAAGGCGGCCUUUCCACUGGAGCUGCUUCGCUUAGCUCUACAAUCAACCCAUGUGGACAUUUAUUCAGAGCAGCUGGGGAUCAACCGUUUAACCUGUCCACAGUGUCGAGUGCCUUCCCAAUGGUCAGCCACCCAGUCUUUGGUCUACAUUCAGCCAGCUCAGGGCAUUCAGAAUUUGGUGGUUUGGGGACACUUGGUACACCCACAGCCUUAGCCGCACAUCCCCAACUAGCAUCUUUUCCAGGUGCAGAAUGGUGGCGAACAACAGAUGUUCAUACUCGUACAGGGGCAACCUUCUUUCCACCGUUGCUGGGAAUUCCACCACUGUUUGCUCCUCCAACCCAGAAUCAUGAUUCUUCUUCAUUCCAUUCAAGGACUUCAGGAAAAAGUAACCGAAAUGGUCCUGAAAAAGGUGUAAAUGGGUCAAUAAAUGGUAACAGUACAUCAUCUGUGUCUGGUAUCAACACAUCUGUACUGUCCACUGCUGCUUCCAGUUCCGUGGGACAGACUAAAAGUAUAAGCUCAGGUGGAGGAAAUCGAAAAUGUAAUCAGGAUCAAAACAAAAACCAGCCUUUGGAUGCUAGAGCUGACAAAAUCAAGGAUAAGAAACCAAGGAAGGAAGCUAUAGAAAGUUCUAGCAACAGUGAUAGUGAUUCAGGCACGUCAUCAGACACUUCAAGUGAAGGCAUUAGUAGUAGUGAUUCAGAUGACCUAGAAGAAGAUGAAGAAGAGGAAGAUCAAAGUAUUGAAGAAAGUGAAGAUGAUGAUUCUGGUUCAGAGAGUGAAGCACAACAUAAAAGUAACAACCAGGUGCUAUUACAUGGUAUUUCAGACCCGAAAGCAGAUGGACAGAAAGCAACUGAAAAAGCCCAGGAAAAAAGAAUACACCAGCCAUUACCUCUUGUGUCUGAAUCCCAGACUCACUCAUCAUUCCAAUCCCAGCAGAAGCAGCCUCAGGUUUUGUCACAGCAGCUUCCAUUUAUUUUCCAAAGCUCUCAGGCAAAGGAGGAAUCUGUGAACAAACACACAAGUGUAAUACAGUCUACGGGAUUGGUGUCCAAUGUGAAACCUUUAUCUUUGGUAAAUCAAGCCAAAAAGGAAACUUACACGAAACUCAUAGUUCCUUCUCCUGAUGUACUUAAAGCAGGGAAUAAAAAUACCUCUGAAGAAUCUAGUCCUUUGACCAGUGAAUUGCGAUCUAAACGGGAACAAUAUAAACAGACAUUUCCAGCACAGUUAAAGAAACAGGAGUCAUCCAAGAGCCUGAAGAAGGUUAUUGCAGCUUUGUCAAAUCCAAAAGGAACCUCUAGUUCACCAGCACAUCCAAAACCAACAUUAGAAAAUAACCACCCUAAUCCAUUCUUAACAAAUGCACUUUUAAGUAAUCACCAACCAAAUGGAGUUAUUCAAAGUGUCAUUCAAGAAGCUCCUCUAGCACUUACUACCAAAACUAAAAUGCAGAGUAAGAUAAGUGAAAACAUUGCUACUGCAAGUAGUACCCCUUUUUCCUCACCUGUAAAUUUGAGUAUAGGUGGGAGAAGGACCCCUGGCAGUCAGACAGCUAUAAUGCCCUCUGCCUCUCCCAUACUCCAUAGUCAAGGGAAGGAAAAAGCAGUUAGCAAUAAUGUGAACCCAGUGAAAACACAACAUCACUCUCAUCCUGCAAAAUCUUUAGUGGAACAGUUUAGAGGAACAGAUUCAGACAUUCCUAGUAGUAAAGAUUCUGAAGAUUCAAAUGAGGAUGAAGAGGAAGAUGAUGAGGAAGAGGAUGAAGAUGAUGAAGAUGAUGAAUCUGAUGACAGCCAAUCAGAAUCAGAUAGUAAUUCAGAAUCAGAUACAGAAGGAUCAGAAGAAGAUGAUGAUGAUGAUAAAGACCAAGAUGAAUCAGAUAGUGAUACUGAAGGAGAGAAAACUUCAAUGAAACUGAAUAAAACAACCUCCUCUGUCAAAAGCCCUUCCAUCAGUCUCACAGCUCACUCAACACCUCGUAACCUCCACAUAGCAAAAGCCCCAGGCUCUGCUCCUGCUGCCUUAUGUUCUGAAUCCCAGUCACCUGCUUUUCUUGGCACACCUUCUUCCACACUUACUUCAAGUCCACACUCUGGCACUUCUAAACGAAGAAGAGUAACAGAUGAACGUGAACUGCGCAUUCCUUUGGAAUAUGGCUGGCAGAGAGAGACAAGAAUAAGAAACUUUGGAGGGCGCCUUCAAGGAGAAGUAGCGUAUUAUGCUCCAUGUGGAAAGAAACUUAGGCAGUACCCUGAAGUAAUAAAGUAUCUCAGCAGAAAUGGAAUAAUGGAUAUCUCAAGGGACAAUUUCAGCUUCAGUGCAAAAAUAAGAGUGGGUGACUUCUAUGAAGCCAGAGAUGGACCGCAGGGAAUGCAGUGGUGUCUUUUGAAAGAAGAGGAUGUCAUCCCUCGCAUCAGAGCAAUGGAAGGCCGUAGAGGACGACCACCAAAUCCAGAUAGACAGCGAGUACGAGAGGAAUCCAGGGCGAGACGGCGGAAGGGUCGACCUCCGAACGUUGGCAGUGCUGAAUUUCUAGAAAACACAGAUGCCAAAUUGCUGAGAAAACUGCAAGCUCAAGAAAUAGCCAGGCAAGCAGCACAAAUAAAGCUUUUGAGAAAACUGCAAAAGCAGGAACAGGCUCGGGUUGCCAAAGAAGCUAAAAAACAACAAGCAAUAAUAGCUGCUGAGGAGAAGCGAAAGCAAAAAGAACAAAUAAAGAUUAUGAAACAACAGGAAAAAAUUAAGAGAAUACAACAAAUCAGAAUGGAAAAAGAACUUCGAGCCCAGCAAAUUCUGGAGGCGAAAAAGAAAAAGAAGGAAGAAGCGGCAAAUGCCAAAUUAUUGGAGGCUGAAAAACGAAUAAAGGAGAAAGAAAUGAGAAGACAGCAAGCUGUUCUUCUGAAGCAUCAGGAGUUGGAGAGGCAUAGACUAGAUAUGGAACGAGAGAGAAGGCGACAACAUAUGAUGCUUAUGAAAGCUAUGGAAGCUCGUAAGAAAGCAGAAGAGAAAGAACGGUUGAAGCAAGAAAAACGUGAUGAGAAAAGAUUAAAUAAAGAGCGUAAACUAGAGCAACGAAGAUUAGAAUUAGAAAUGGCAAAGGAACUAAAGAAACCUAAUGAAGACAUGUGCCUAGCAGAUCAAAAGCCUUUGCCAGAGUUGCCUCGUAUUCCAGGACUUGUUCUCUCUGGAAGUACAUUUUCAGACUGUCUCAUGGUGGUGCAGUUCUUACGAAACUUUGGCAAAGUUUUGGGCUUUGAUGUGAAUAUUGAUGUUCCAAACCUGAGCGUCCUUCAAGAGGGACUGCUAAACAUAGGGGACAGCAUGGGUGAGGUGCAAGACCUGCUUGUGAGGCUCCUCUCAGCUGCUGUAUGUGACCCAGGUCUAAUUACGGGAUACAAGGCCAAAACAGCUCUUGGAGAACAUUUGCUGAAUGUUGGUGUAAAUCGGGACAAUGUUUCCGAGAUUUUGCAGAUUUUUAUGGAAGCCCACUGUGGACAAACAGAGCUUACUGAAAGCCUGAAGACCAAAGCUUUUCAAGCUCACACUCCCGCGCAGAAAGCCUCUGUCCUGGCUUUCCUCAUCAAUGAACUGGCCUGCAGCAAGAGUGUGGUGAGUGAAAUUGACAAGAAUAUUGAUUAUAUGUCAAACUUGAGGAGAGAUAAAUGGGUGGUAGAAGGUAAACUUCGCAAGCUCAGAAUCAUUCAUGCUAAGAAAACAGGCAAAAGAGACACUGCAGGUGGUGAUCUUGGAGAAGAGCAGCAUCCAUUAGGGACACCCACUCCAGGGCGAAAGCGAAGACGGAAGGGAGGAGACAGUGAUUAUGAUGAUGAUGAUGAUGAUGACAGUGAUGACCAAGCUGAUGAAGAUGAUGAAGAUGAAGAAGAUAAAGAAGACAAAAAAGGAAAGAAGGCUGAUAUCUGUGAAGAUGAGGAUGAAGGUGACCAAGCAGCAAGUGUUGAAGAGCUAGAAAAGCAGAUCGAAAAACUGAGUAAACAACAGUGUCAGUACAGAAGGAAGCUCUUUGACGCUUCUCACUCUCUACGUUCUAUGAUGUUCGGCCAGGAUCGUUACAGACGCCGGUACUGGAUUCUUCCCCAGUGUGGGGGGAUUUUUGUAGAAGGCAUGGAGAGUGGUGAAGGACUAGAAGAAAUUGCAAAGGAAAGAGAAAAACUGAAAAAGGCAGAAAGUAUGCAGAUCAAAGAAGAAAGACUUGAGAUUUCUGAGGACACUUUAAAUUGUUCCAAUCCAGAUCAUUGUGAACAAAAAGAAGAGCCUAAAGAAAAAGACAACACAAAUCUAUUUCUUCAAAAACCUGGCUCUUUUUCAAAACUGAGCAAGCUUUUAGAAGUAGCUAAGAUGCCCCCUGAGUCAGAUGUAAUGACCUCAAAACCAAACAGUAGUGGAAACGGUUGCACACUGUCUUACCAAAAUAGUGGGAAACAUUCAGUGGGCAGCAUCCCAUCAACAGCAACACAAAGCAGUGUGGAAAAGACAGACUCUAAUAAUUUGUUCAAUACUGGUUCAGGUGGUCCAGGGAAGUUCUACAGUCCUCUUCCCAGUGACCAGUUGUUAAAAGCACUGACUGAAAAGAAUAGACAGUGGUUUAGCCUUUUGCCAAGAACCCCUUGUGACGACACUUCAAUUACCCAUGCUGAUAUGUCAACUGCUUCUUUAGUGACUCCUCCAUCUCAGCCACCAUCUAAGUCACCUUCACCUGCCCCAGCUCCUCCUCUUGGAUCAUCUUCUGCCCAGAAUCCUGUUGGCCUAAAUCCAUUUGCUUUAUCACCUCUUCAGAUAAAAAGUGGAGUAUCUGUGAUGGGACUUCAGUUGUGUGGGUGGCCCACUGGUGUGCUUACUUCUAAUAUUCCAUUUACAUCACCUUUACCUAAUCUGGGAGCAGGGUUGGGAUUAUCUGAAGGAAAUGGUCAUUCAUUCUUGAUUCCCAAUGUUGCUUCAAGUAAAAGUGAAUCUCCAGUACCACAAAAUGAAAAAGUCUCUUCAGCUCAACCUGCAGCUGUUGAAGUGGCAAAACCAGUAGAUUUUCCUAGUCCAAAACCUAUUCCAGCAGAAAUGCAGUUUGGCUGGUGGAGAAUUAUUGACCCAGAGGACUUAAAAGCUUUGCUGAAAGUGCUACAUCUCAGAGGAAUAAGGGAAAAGGCAUUACAAAAACAAAUUCAGAAACACUUGGAUUAUAUUACUCAAGCCUGCAUUAGGAAUAAGGAUGUUGCUAUUAUUGAAUUAAAUGAAAAUGAAGAAAACCAGGUAACUCGAGAUAUUGUGGAGAAUUGGUCUGUAGAAGAACAAGCAAUGGAAACAGAUUUGAGUAUUCUUCAGCAGGUGGAAGAUUUAGAAAGGAGAGUUGCAUCAGCAAGUUUGCAAGUAAAGGGUUGGAUGUGUCCAGAGCCUGCAUCAGAAAGGGAGGACUUGGUAUAUUUUGAACAUAAGUCAUUCUCUAAGUUGUGCAAGGAGCAUGAUGGAGAAUUUACUGGCGAAGAAGAAAGCAGUGCACAUGCACUGGAACGGAAGAGUGACAACCCCCUAGAUAUAGCUGUAACCAGGCUGGCUGAUUUGGAGCGGAACAUUGAAAGAAGGUAUCUGAAGAGCCCCUUAAGUACCACCAUUCAGAUCAAAGUGGAUAAUGUGGGCACAGUUACUGUCCCUGCUCCUGCACCAUCCAUUAGUGGUGAUGGUGACGGAAUUGAAGAGGAUAUUGCUCCAGGGCUCAGGGUAUGGAGAAGGGCAUUGUCAGAAGCUCGCAGUGCUGCACAGGUAGCUCUGUGCAUUCAGCAGUUACAGAAAUCAAUAGCAUGGGAAAAAUCAAUUAUGAAAGUUUACUGCCAAAUCUGUCGAAAGGGAGAUAAUGAAGAACUGCUCCUCCUGUGUGACGGCUGUGACAAAGGCUGUCAUACCUACUGCCACAGGCCCAAGAUUACAACCAUACCAGAUGGGGACUGGUUUUGUCCAGCUUGCAUUGCUAAGGCAAGUGGUCAAACUCUAAAAUUCAAAAAACUUCAUGUCAAAGGAAAAAAGAAUAAUGAUUCAAAAAAAGGAAAGAAAGGAACUUUAAUAGGGGAUACCGAAGAUGAAGACUCUGCAUCCACAAGCAGUUCACUAAAAAGAGGAAGCAAAGAUGUUAAAAAAAGAAAAAUGGAGGAAAACACUUCCAUUACCUUGUCAAAACAGGAGAGUUUUGCUUCUGUUAAGAAACCUAAAAGAGAUGACUCCAAGGACUCAGCUCUUUGCAGUAUGAUCCUUACUGAAAUGGAAACUCAUGAAGAUGCAUGGCCUUUUCUACUUCCUGUAAACUUGAAACUUGUUCCUGGUUAUAAGAAAGUUAUUAAGAAGCCUAUGGAUUUUUCUACAAUUAGAGAAAAAUUAAGUAGUGGACAGUAUCCGAACCCUGAAUCCUUUGCUCUGGACGUCAGGCUUGUUUUUGACAACUGUGAAACAUUUAAUGAAGAUGAUUCUGACAUAGGCAGAGCUGGCCACAGUAUGAGGAAGUAUUUUGAAAAAAAGUGGACAGAUACUUUCAAAGUGAGCUGAAGUUAUAAUAAUCACGCUCUUUUUUUUCCUUUCAAACAAGGACAAAUGAGACCAGCAAUGUGAACCAUAUUUACAUGAAUGUGCGAGGCACAUACGUAACAACUUUUUUUCCUUAAAAUAAGUAUCACAAAAAAAGUAUCAGAAGAAUGAUACCAUUUUUAAAGGCUUCACUCCUACAACAACCAAGACCCUUGGUUAUUGAUUUUUGUGAUUUAUCAGCUAAUUUAGGUAGAACAGGGAAGCACACCCAAAGAAUUUUCAAAGGAAAGGGUGUUAUAGUGCAAUAGCAAUUAAAAUAUAUCAAAUCGCACUGAAUAUUCAACACCAGAGCUCUAACAUGGGAAACGGUUCUCCUUUCCCUCUCAAUAAAUAUCUAUUUUUCAUUUUUUUACUUUGUAGUUUAUUUUUUAGUGAAUGUAUUUAAUUUUAUGAAUUAUUUAUGAUUAAACCACAUCCAGAAUCUUCGUUUUCUGUGAAAAGGAAGAACUAGAAAAUUGCUUUAAACCUUGAAAAUACAACAAGGAAUGUUUUAAAAUAUAAACAAAGCCAAGUUAAACUGUUUACACUAAUGUGCUAUAAAAGCACCAAAAAUAAACUUUACUGUAGAGUUACAAGUACAUUUAUAUAUAUAUAUAUAUAUGUUGCUGCAUCACUUGUGUAGUUAAAUUGUAUUUCAAGACAGUGAAGAAAAAUUGACAUGUAUAUAUUGUUCAUUAUUGUUUAUAUUGUCUUGUUUUAAAUAUGUACUAUGUGUAUAUAUUGUUUGCAGACAUUAUUGUUUAUGCCUUAGAAGGACUGUAGCAUUUUAUUUUAGUCUGAAGGUAAUUAUCGCUGUACAGCUUGUACAGUAAUUAUCCUCUACCGACACUGUGGCGUCUCCUUGAUCUUGGUAGUGCCUGCCUUUGAAACAGGGUGUAGGGGAUAUUAGUUUUUCCAUUUUUCUAUUUUGUUAUAUAACUUUAAGCCACCAGGGCCUAAAUUAAAGUAUAAUCAUUUGUAUCCAUGUGGAAUAAAAUUGUGACAAUUUCCUACACACACAGUAUUUUUUCAUAGAAACAUUUCCCUCCCAUUUGCCUUGCCUCAGAAAUAAAUUUAAAAGACAUUUGUAACCACUGUGUUUUAUCUACUGUGUGUUGUGGUGGCCUGUUGGAGGCAAAUAGAUCAGAAUUUUUUUGUACCUAUGUAAGAGUACUUGAAGUUUUAUUUAAAAUAAAAUGUUGUGCAAAAGGUAGCAUUCUUUUUUUUAGGAGUGUUAUUUUUCACUACUAUGUGUGGCACGGAUACAAUAAAAGACUUUUACAAACUAGUUUUUAGUUUUUCUUAAUGAACCUGAAAAUAUAGUCUUUUCAAAAAAAAAAAGAAAAUGAUUAAUUUAAUUUGAUUUUUACAAAAUCGUAAGAGAGGAGCAACAGAGUGGGGCUCCAAGUGCACUGAAGCUGAGUGGAAGGUGGGUGGUUUUAAGUCAAGUGAUAGGACGUUCAUGGGUCACUGAACCUCUCUUGACCACAUUUUAUUGUUGGGUUGGGUUUUUUUUUUUUUUUACAUUUUCAAUGUUAAAAUACAUUUUAAGGUGUUCUGAUAAGAAAAAUGUCUCCAUUGGUAGACAUGUAACCUAGUGGUCAAUAAGAAAUUCCAACCAUAUAAAUUAGUCUAACAAGUCAGGAGCUGCACGGCGCAGCGUUCGUGAAAUGCACUGUGAAGCCUGCGGGGCUCUGAGGAGUAGUGGCAAACGCAGCAGGCCCAGGCCCUGCCCUCGGGGAGCUCACUGCCUAGAGAGUGGCCCUUGGGUGAUGUUCUUAGAAAAUGACUUUCAAUGGUGAAGGAGAAUAGAAAAGUCUUGAAGAAAAUAUUCCUAACUUUAAAAUGCUUCAAAGUCACAGAGUAUUUUCCAGAAUCCCUAGACUGUGAAGACUUAUGUGAAAAUCAGCUGUCGUGAUGUAAAUAUGUCAGUUUCUGUUAACCAAAUGUCACAGUGAUGCCUUAAGGGGCUGGUGCUUAAUCGAAAAUACUGUGUGGAGCAGGGCACAAGGUGGUGCUGUGAAUAAAGUCUGGUUUUUGUGUUUAUAGAACUGCCAGUUGCUCCACGGGGCUUUAGGGAUGAUACAUGCUUAUGUUAAUUUAUAUUAGAUGGUAUAUAAGUGGCUUAUUUGAUAAUAAAUAACAUUUGGUGUCUAAGAGGCUCAUAAUAAGAAAUAAAAUACUUACACACAAAAAAA
Messenger RNA from Phyllostomus hastatus (greater spear-nosed bat), 9692 nucleotides. It is a transcript of the gene BAZ2B, whose product is annotated as bromodomain adjacent to zinc finger domain 2B. The transcript has 42 exons. NCBI's taxonomy places the organism in Eukaryota, Metazoa, Chordata, Mammalia, Chiroptera, Phyllostomidae. Gene Ontology annotation, molecular function: DNA binding; protein binding. The record is from RefSeq and is a predicted model, not a curated record. The coding region runs from base 835 to 7476 and encodes 2213 amino acids.